UCAUCAUCAUACUUCCACCCACCGGUGAUAGAUGCGAAAGCAGGUGUCGAACCAUCACCCAGACAACCCCGGUGCAACGGCAACGUUGGUACAGCGCAAUGGGUGACUCCCGCGGGACGACCGCGCGACCGCUCGUCCUGCUGCUGGUGCUUGUCGUAUGCGGCACGGGGACGGGUAGUUCCGUUGGUGCAACACCCACCGAAGUGCCCCAUCUCACGUCUCCAUCCAUCCCUCCCGUCCCGGUACAAGACAGCGUGCCGGAGAUGACGGUGAAAUCGUACGGCGGCAGCAAAACCACCAAACCGACACCGACGGCAAUCCCGGAGCCAGAGCUUUCCACCCAGCUGGAUUCGGCACGGCGCAGUAACUCAGGUGCAGUUCAUUUAAAUGGGACGACUGUGACAACAUCGGUGGCCUCUACCGAGGGGACCUCGACCACAGCAACAUCGUCGACGGCGACCACGACGACACCGUCCACAACAAUGACCAAGCGAAGGAUGACUAAUCGCGACAACAAGCUCAUGUCGGUGCUCCAAGCCCGCCGUACCGCACUGUCUCGGGACCGAUGGCGCAAGGAGUACACCCAACAUCCAUCAUCUUCCUCGCUAAAGGCUCGACAGCAGGCGAGCGUUGCGGGCAAUCUGGUCGAAGAUAGCAGCACGCCAGAAUCGAACCUUAUCGUACCGGUCAGCUCGUCGUCGUCCUCGUCCUCAUCCGGUCGCAUCGCUUCUGUCGAUGAGUUUCUCGACACGGACGAAUCGAUCCACGGCAUGUACGUGGUGAAUCCGCGCACGGGCAAGAUAGCUCUACAGCAGACGGGAUCGAGCAUUAAGCUAGCCAAAGAAACGAACAAUUUCAUCGCGGCCGUACCAGCGCCCGGUAAUAAAUCGCUUGAAAUAACCAAGCUCAUCUCGGCGAAAGGAGCCACCAUCACCAUUGCCCCACCGGUAACAUCCACCCUUCCGACGACGCUUCACUCGGGCCGAAGUCUGUAUCUGGAGACGCGCGGUAAGCGAUUGCGCGAUCGUAAAACCUUUCCUGCACUAUCGACCGAACGAUCGGUGGAAGAAAGCGAUCUCAUUCCGUAUCAGUUCUUCGGACAGAAGCUACUGCCUGCCCAUCACAAAGGGUUGGAUGCACGCAAUCAAGUCAUCAACACACGACGGACGCAUCUGAACAAGCUGAAAGAGGAUGCACUAAGUGAGAUGAAUGAUGCAAGCCUACCGAAACCGUCGACGGAGAAGAACAAGUUUUGGUCGAACCGCUAUCAGUCAAGGAACGUUGUAGCCCUCAAUAAUUAUCUACGCCGGGGAGGUUCCUUACCGAUCACGACAACAACAGCAGUGACAACGACAACGAGCAGAAGUACCACUUUAUAUCCGUCGACAACGACUUACAUCCUACAAGAAGCUGUUCCAGUACACUCGGAUGCACUUACCAACUCCAUGAUCGCUUUCAGUAAUCUGUCCGAUGGGAAUGAAGAGGACGAGAAGCAAGUCUUUUCACGCAGUGCAAACUUUACCACACCCAACAGGACUGAUUCUGAGUCCAGAUCGCCGAAUGAAGCUGAUCCAAAACCAUCAUUUGUAGAACCAUUGGAUAAUAUAGUACCUUCACAAACCGCUACCACCGAAAUUCCGAUCAAGUCUUUGGUCGAGGAGUAUGCUGGACCAGCUGGAUUGUAUGGUUCUGGGCUCAGUUCCGGUAUUUCUAAGCUGAUCAUCAACUACCCCGAUGAUGCAACUCCAGAAGACUUUUACCGACCAUUGAACACCUUUGAAACGCACGCUCAAAUUGUUAAUCUCCAGGAGGCAACCGAAGAUCCUGUACCAACGACUUCUGUCCCUGCUGUCGAUGAGGACUACGAAACACCGAGGAAUCUGGUGUCCAUUCCGGACAUUAAUCAGAUCUUCCGUAAUCUUUCCACACCCACCACGACGGAGAUGACGACCACGAGCACAACGCAAACAGCGCCCACCAGUACGUCAGCGACGGCUCCAGCACGAUCACGUCUCAAUACACGCGUUUACGUUCCCGUCAGUCGAUCAACAACGACUCGUACGAGUACGACUCCUCGACCAACUACUACUACCAGUACCACCACCACUACUACGACUACUACCUCGAUAACUACCACGGAACAGCCUGUGGAGGAAGAAACCGAACCACCAACGACGGUGUUGAUUCUUACAUCGAACCCUACCACAACGGAAGGAGCCAUCCCUUCAACGUCUACUACGAACCCUUCCACCUCAACAGAAGCUCCCGCAACUUCCGCAUUACCUUCGGUAACUGCUUCCGUCCCAGCGAGGACGACCACCUCAAGACACUUCAGGCCAUCGGCUCCACCUACGGUAGCUUCCCCACCGAAACCGACCAGACCUACUAUGAGUCCACCCGAGCACAGAACGGUUGCGAUCUUUACCGGCCUUCGACCGAAUCCACCCGAUCCAACACCCAUCAAUGGAAGCGAAGUAGAGCCCGGAUUCAAUCCAAUACUGUCUCACAUUUUCCCGAAACUAGCUGGCCCCAUACUGUCCACCCGCUCCCCAGCAAAUCUCGACUUUUCGCUCACAUUCACCUCACCGCCACCGGUCGAUCAUAGUUCCGGCACGAAGAAACCGGCUGUCUCGUUCGAUGGUGUACUACUGCAUCACAACAGUGACGUUGUGAUUGAGAUGCGCAAGAUGAAUACGGCCACCUUUGUGCUGGCCGGGCUUGGUAUGCUCCCGAUCGUCAUCAUCGUCCUGUACGUCAUCAAGGCAACGGUGUUCAACCGCGAGAAUAAGGUGUCGCACGAUCUGGAACGAUACAUCCCGGAUGGUCAGCCACCGAUCAGUCCGGUGGUGAGGCUGGAACAGUCGGACACAUCCAGCGCAACGGACGAAUCUAUCAUGACUGAGCACGAUUUUAAUCGUGGUAAUUUACGAUUCAAGAGCCUGCUCGGCGAAGGUAACUUUGGUCAGGUUUGGAAAGCGGAAGCGGAUGAUCUGGCGGGACAUCUUGGCACGACUCGCAUCGUGGCGGUAAAGACGGAACGAAGCGAUAAUGGUCACGGUGAUCUGAAGGCGGAAGCUGAGAUUAUGCGCAAGCUUGGAUCGCAUCCGAAUGUGGUGACUUUGUUGGGAGCAUGCCUGGAACAAGAUCCCCAACUGCUGAUCAUGGAGUACGCGAUGCGUGGUCGAUUACUAUCGCUGCUAAGAGCGGCCCGAGGAGCAGUCAAUGGAUUAGCUCCCUCGGUGCACAAUAAUCGACCACCGAUCAUGCCACUGUCUCCGCGACGGUUGACCGGUUUCGCCCAUGAUAUUGCCCGUGGCAUGGAAUACAUUUCGGAGAAGAAGAUCGUACAUCGUGAUCUUGCCGCGCGGAACGUGCUCCUAGACCAUAACGGUAUCUGCAAGAUCUGUGACUUUGGUAUGUCGGUCGAUCUGGAGAAGGUGAAAUCGUCGCACGCGCAGAUUCGAAUGCCACGAAACCAUCAUCACAGUGAGUCGAGAUUCAAGUUCGACCUCAGUGCCCGAUCGUUCGGUAUCGGUAGGCAUCACAACCAUGGACACGAUCACAGUGGUACUCAUGGAAGGCAUGGUGGCGGUGGUGGUGGUGCGGGUGGUGGAAGCGGAGGUGGUCACAGCAAUAGUCACGGGCAUGAUACGAAGAGUCGGCCAGCGCUGCCGAUACGCUGGAUGGCACCGGAAGCGUUACAGUAUCACAUAUUUUCCCGCGAAACGGACGUUUGGGCGUUCGGCAUUGUGCUGUGGGAGAUUGCUACCUUAGGCUGUACUCCCUACCCGAACCUUUCCGGUCGUGAAGUGGUCCGAAGUGUUCCGAACGGUGCUCGCCCAGAAGUACCGGCCGACUGUCGACCGGAGCUGUACGAUCUGAUGCAGCGAACCUGGCGGAAGGACCCAAGGCAACGGCCAACAUUUUCCGAGGCGCGCACCUGUCUCGCGAGGACACUCUGCCAGUGGCAGCUGGAGGACAACGAUACCUCAAAUACGUCCGAGUAUCUGGACGUGAGCGGGUUCAGUGAAGAUCUAGAACAGGGCAUGGUGUACUUUAACCGACGAAUAUCGGAGUUUGAGUGUGAAAUCUAA
Anopheles maculipalpis is the source of this 4094-nucleotide messenger RNA. It is a transcript of the gene Tie, whose product is annotated as mucin-5AC. The coding region runs from base 99 to 4094 and encodes 1331 amino acids. Gene Ontology annotation, cellular component: signaling receptor complex. The record is from RefSeq and is a predicted model, not a curated record. Gene Ontology annotation, molecular function: transmembrane receptor protein tyrosine kinase activity; ATP binding. NCBI's taxonomy places the organism in Eukaryota, Metazoa, Arthropoda, Insecta, Diptera, Culicidae. The transcript has 5 exons. Gene Ontology annotation, biological process: positive regulation of kinase activity; protein phosphorylation; multicellular organism development.